This is a messenger RNA of Sphaeramia orbicularis (orbiculate cardinalfish), 2473 nucleotides long. It is a transcript of the gene pick1, whose product is annotated as protein interacting with prkca 1. The record is from RefSeq and is a predicted model, not a curated record. Bases 165 to 1412 code for a protein of 415 amino acids. The transcript has 13 exons. NCBI's taxonomy places the organism in Eukaryota, Metazoa, Chordata, Actinopteri, Kurtiformes, Apogonidae. Gene Ontology annotation, molecular function: protein kinase C binding; phospholipid binding; protein domain specific binding. Gene Ontology annotation, biological process: positive regulation of receptor internalization; regulation of Arp2/3 complex-mediated actin nucleation; receptor clustering. Gene Ontology annotation, cellular component: neuron projection; postsynaptic early endosome; postsynaptic density.
UGACGAAAUUAAGUAAAUAGAGGAGCAGUGUCCAGAGAAUAAGAAAAUAGUGAUAAAACAGCGAUAUUAAAAUACACAUUUUGCGGUUGGUUCAUGCUGAAGAACAUUUAUAUGAUAACCAGCUCCGGGGUCUAACAAAGGUUUAAAGGUGACACUGUCCUGCAAUGUUCACAGACAUGGACUACGAUCUGGAGGAGGACAAACUGGGGAUACCGACAGUACCUGGGACUGUGUGUCUGAAGAAGGAUGCUAAUAACCUUAUUGGAAUCAGCAUCGGGGGAGGGGCUCAGUACUGCCCUUGCCUCUACAUUGUCCAGGUCUUUGACAACACACCAGCGGCUCUGGAGGGGACGCUGGCUGCAGGCGAUGAAAUCACAGGCGUUAACGGCAAACCAGUGAAGGGAAAGACAAAAGUGGAGGUGGCCAAGAUGAUUCAGGCUGUCCAGGGAGAAGCAACAAUUCACUACAACAAACUACAGGCAGAUCCGAAGCAGGGAAAGUCUCUGGAUAUAGUGCUGAAAAAAGUCAAGCAUCGCCUGGUGGAGAACAUGAGUUCAGGCACCGCAGAUGCUCUUGGACUCAGUCGAGCUAUUUUAUGCAAUGAUGGUCUGGUUAAAAGACUGGAAGAGCUGGAGAAAACAGCAGAGCUUUACAAAGGGCUCAUGGAACACACAAAGAGGCUGCUCAGAGCUUUCUUUGAACUUUCUCAAACUCAUAGAGCAUUCGGAGACGUCUUUUCAGUCAUCGGGGUCCGAGAGCCCCAGGCAGCGGCCAGUGAGGCCUUUGUGAAGUUUGCCGACGCUCACCGCAACAUUGAGAAAUACGGCAUUCAGCUGCUCAAGACUAUCAAACCUAUGCUCCAUGACCUGAACACGUACCUCCACAAGGCCAUCCCAGACACGAAGCUCACCAUCCGAAAGUACCUGGACGUCAAGUUUGAGUAUUUGUCUUACUGCCUGAAGGUGAAGGAAAUGGAUGAUGAAGAAUACAGCAGUAUUGCCAUGGGAGAGCCCUUGUAUCGCGUCAGCACCGGUAACUACGAGUACCGCUUGGUGCUGCGGUGUCGGCAGGAGGCUCGUGCCCGCUUUGCCAAGAUGAGGAAGGAUGUUCUGGAGAAGAUAGAGCUGCUUGAUCAGAAACACGUCCAGGACAUCGUGUUCCAGCUGCAGCGCUUCGUCUCAGGCAUGUCGCAUUACUACGACGAUUGCUACGCCGUGCUGAAGGAGGCGGAUGUCUUCCCGAUCGAAGUGGACCUGUCCCGCACUAUGAUCAACUACAGCAGCCAAUCGUACUCCUACACAGACGAAGACGAGGAGGAAGGAGGGGGAGGAGGCGGUGGCGGACAGGAGGGAGGGAGCAGCACAGGCAGACAAACAGAGAACGGAGCAGAGAAACUGAUCGAUGACGAUUGAGUGUGUGUAUUGUACAUGUGUGCUGUGUUGUUGCUGAGAUCAGGUCCAGCCCUCUGUCACAACUUCACUUGCAGUUCACUGCUUUUUGAUGUGGAAAACCCUUCACUUAAAACCAUCCUCAUCAAGCCACUGCUGAAUGAGUGUAAGAGACUGAAUUCAUUUAAAUGCUGCAGAUCAUGAGCUAUACGCAUAGAGGUGUGCCUUCUUGACUUGUGGGUUUGGGCUGUGCUUUAAUGUGCAUGUUGUGGUUUGUUAAAUCUGUACCUUAAUAGUUACAUUUUUAUUUUCUGAUUUUCUUUGCUACAGUCUUGUCAAAUCCAGAACAAGGGUUCAGACAUCAUUCUUUUUAUUCCUGGAGGGUUUGUUACAUGCAUUUUUCCUGUUUUCAUCUCAGCACAUUUUUUGUUGUGUAAUGGAUUACUCACUCCCUCUCAUGUUUUUCAGGAUUAUAUUAGUGUCUCCCUCGAGGUUAAUAUACAGGACACUUACAGAGCUUUAAUAUACCAUGUAUAUGGUUUGGAAAAAUGGAAACACUACAUGUAAAUAAGUCUAAAAGGAAAUUGUCACAGCUUUGUUUUUGCAUAUCCACUGUAUUUAUUCUUUGGUCAAAAUUAUAUUUAAAGAUUUUUAUGGCUAAGUAUACACUACAAGAUAAACUCUAUAGUGAUUAUUCAUAAUAAUCCACCAGCGUGACUCUGGUCAGGAUUUCUGCUGUCAUUCCUUAUGUUUAUGGGAAAUAAAAUGAUUGUGUAUUUUCAUCAUGUACUGGAGGGGGCAGCAUUGAAUCACACUGUCCUGCAUUCACAGUACUAUGUGCUUUUUGUGUUGAAAUACAUUAUUUGUUGGAUUUUUUUGUUGUUUUUUUUUUUGUUUUUCUGGACAUCUAAAGUGGAAUUGAUCAAAGGGACCCAUUUGUUUUUGCUAUGACAUAUUUCGACCAUUACAGCUACAGCACAUUGAAGCUAGUAGUAGAAGUAUUUGGAAGAAAAUUGACGUGAACCUAAAAAGGGGGUUAAAAAAUGGUUUUCUAGAAUAAAUAAAAAUAAAUAAUCGUCACUAAA